AUGGGACAUAAGGAGGGGUACUGCGGUUGCUUCACCAAGCCAUCAAGCCCGACCGCUGGUGACAACUCCAACCAGAAGAAGGGUAAGAAGCACCAGAAGAAGACCAAGUACCAAGCCAACAUCGUCCACACGGUAAGCCACACCGGUGCACUCACCCGGUUCGUCACGACAACGCUCAACGGUCGUCAAGCCACACUGCAGCUUGACAGCGGGUCACCAAUCACCAUCAUCAGUGAAGAGACCUGGAGAAAGGUUGGAUCGCCAUCACUCAAGCCAUCGACCUGCGAAGCACUCUCCGCAUCCAGAGACCCUCUUCCUCUGCUGGGGGAAUUCACCUGCCUCGUAGGUGUCAACGACGUCAUCAAGCCUGGGCUGUGCCGAGUCACGUCGGUCAAGGGACUCCACCUGUUCGGCUCGGAGUGGAUGGACCUCUUCGACAUGUGGACGAAGCCAUUGUCAUCGUUUGUCAAUCAGGUGAAUCAAUCCAAUUCUAACUCCUUUUCUGGAAAGCACUUCCUCAUGCGGUUCCCCGAAGUUUUUCAGGACACUCUUGGGCACUGCCAGAAAGCUCAAGUCAGCCUCCACCUGAAACCAGAUGCCAGGCCGGUUUUCCGACCCAAACGCCCGGUACCGUACAACGCCAUUCCUUUGGUCGAUGCGGAGCUCGAACGUCUGCAGCAGUUGGGUAUCAUCUCGCCAGUAGAAUACUCCGACUGGGCAGCACCGAUCGUUGCGGUUCGGAAGCCUGGUGGUAAAAUUCGAAUUUGCGCCGACUAUUCGACCGGGCUGAACGCAAUGCUGGAAGCACACAACUUUCCUCUCCCAACACCGGACGACAUCUUCUCGAAGUUGGCCGGAAGCAAGGUGUUCAGCAUCAUCGACCUGUCGGAUGCCUACCUCCAGGUAGAAGUCGAUGAAGCAUCAAAGCGGCUGCUCACCAUCAACACACACCGGGGCCUCUUCCAUUUCAACAGGCUGGCUCCUGGUGUCAAGUCAGCACCCGGUGCAUUCCAGCAGCUGAUGCACACCAUGAUCGCUGGGAUUGAAGGCGUCGAAGUGUUCCUGGACGAUUUCAUCCUGUUCAGCAAGACCAAGGAGCAGCACUAUGAGACGCUGUGCACUCUCUUCAACCGUCUACAGGAGUACGGUUUCCGCUUGAAGCUGGAAAAGUGCCAUUUCUACCAGGACGAAAUCAAGUACCUGGGGCACAUAGUGGACGAGAACGGACUACGUCCAGAUCCAGAGAAGACAGCAGCCAUAUCUUCGAUGCCGCGUCCCACUGAUGUUUCCACCCUGCGAUCAUUCCUGGGGGCGGUCAACUUUUACGGAAAAUUCAUCCGUGAAAUGCACCAACUUCGAAGGCCACUAGACCAACUUUUGAAGAAGGACGCAAAGUUUGUCUGGAGCGCCGAAUGCCAGCAAGCUUUCACCGACAUCAAGCGCAUUCUGCAGUCGGACCUGCUCCUCACCCACUACGACCCUUCGCUCGAGAUUAUCGUGGCGGGUGAUGCAUCCAAAACCGGCAUAGGGGCGGUCAUCAUGCAUCGCUUCCCAGACGGACGAAUCAAGGCAAUUGCUCAUGCUUCCAAGACGCUGUCGUCGGCAGAGCAAAACUACGGGCAAAUUGAAAAAGAGGCGCUCGCUCUGGUCUUUGCUGUCACCAAGUUCCACCGCAUGCUGUUGGGACGAAGGUUCAAGCUGCAGACUGACCAUCAGCCACUCGUGAAAGUCUUCGAGUCGAAGAAAGGCAUUCCCAUUCACACGGCCAACCGGCUGAAGCGAUGGGCGCUCACACUGCUCGGGUACGAUUUCGACAUCGAGUUCGUAUCGACCAACAAUUUCGGGUACGCGGAUGUACUAUCGCGGCUCAUCAGUAACCACGAACGUCCAGAGGAAGAAUUCGUGGUAGCAAGCCUCAACGUUGAGCCUGAUCUUCAAUGCGUUCUGGACAGUAACCUCGAGCAGUUGCCAAUCACGUUCCAAAUGGUCAAACAAGCCACGUCGGAGGACCCAUCGAUGCAGCAGCUCGUCCGGUUCAUCAAAACUGGGUGGCCGAAAAGCGGAAAAUCUAUUCACGAUUCGGCGCUACAAUCGUUCUUCCACCGGCGGGAGUCAUUAUCAGUAGUUCAAGGCUGCGUGAUGAUGAUGGAACGACUGGUAAUUCCGGAGUGCUUCCGGAAAAAGCUGCUGAAGCAACUACACCGAGGUCAUCCCGGCAUCGAGCGAGUCAAGGCCAUCGCUCGGGGUAGUAUCUACUGGCCGAACUUUGACGACGACAUCGGUGAGUACGUUCGCAACUGUUCCAGCUGUGCAAAUGCGCAGAAAUCUCCACCACAAGCAGAGCCACAUCCGUGGCAGAGCGCUGAAGGACCUUGGGAGCGCAUUCAUGUCGACUACGCUGGACCGACAAACGGGUUCAGUUAUCUGGUUGUGGUCGACUCGUUUUCCAAGUGGCCGGAGAUUUUCCUGACGAAAUCGACAACUGCUUCUACAACGAUUGGUUUCCUUCAAGAGGCUUUUGCCAGAUUCGGCAUACCGAAAGUGAUUGUGUCCGACAACGGAACGCAGUUCACCGGCUACGAAUUCCGUUCCUUCUGCGAGAACUUGGGCAUCAUCCACCUCCGCACCGCACCGUUCCAUCCCCAGUCGAACGGGCAAGCGGAAAGGUUCGUCGACACGCUCAAGAGGUCACUCCGCAAAAUCCAGGAGGGAGAAGGAUUACCAGCAUCUGCCGCUCUCCAAACGUUUCUGCAGGUCUAUCGAGCAACUCCAUCCAACCUGCUCGAGGGUAAGUCCCCUUCCGAGAUCCUGAAUGGCAGGCGCAUGCGGACUACGUUGGAUCUGCUCAAGCCUUCUGUUUCAACUCCACAUCCACCGGCAGCAGCCGGACCUUCCCGAACGCGACGAUUUUCUGCUGGAGCAACUGUUCUUGUGAAGGUUCACAGGAAUAACACCAGCUGGAAGUGGCAGUCCGGAGUUGUGAUCGAGGCGAUUGGGAAUGUACACUACAACGUACUUCUCGACGCACCCUCUGGACGGAAGCGACUGAUUCGGUCGCACAUCGAUCAAAUCCGAAGCAACGAUUCUGGAAAACAAGAAGAAGCGGAAAUUGAGCUACCGUUAUUUGUUUUGUUGAACGAUUUUGGAAUCACACCAAAUGCAAUGCCACCCGUGGAACCGCUAGCACCACUGAUGGUUGCGGAAGAUUCGUCGUUCUUGUCAGCACAAGAGCUACCUGACCUUCCUGAUGAGCGAAAUGAAUCCGUCAGCCGACCUGGACCUUCCAGCAGUUCUACACCGUUGGUACCGAGGCCAACCAGAACUAUCAGGCUUCCACGACAUCUUCAAGACUUCGUUCUCUCUUAG
This is a messenger RNA of Aedes albopictus (Asian tiger mosquito), 3366 nucleotides long. RefSeq lists its product as uncharacterized. The transcript has a single exon. Gene Ontology annotation, molecular function: nucleic acid binding. Gene Ontology annotation, biological process: DNA integration. Bases 1 to 3366 code for a protein of 1121 amino acids. Lineage: Eukaryota; Metazoa; Arthropoda; Insecta; Diptera; Culicidae. The record is from RefSeq and is a predicted model, not a curated record.